GUCAAAGAAAAAGAGACAAAAUUCCGAUACUGAUUUUUCACUUGAGGUUUUUCCCUUGUGUUUCUUGUAAGUCGUGAUUUUUUGCUGGAACCCAUGUGAUUUGGGAAGAGUGAUGAAUAAAAGAAUCCAAAAACAAACUAAAUGGGUGUUUUUGAGGGACCUCGAUUGCAGAAAAUGUAAAACAAACAAACAAAAAAGAGAAAGGAAAAAGGAACUGUUCAUCCAGACGCCGCAGCUGCACUGCAAACAGUCCAUUUCGGCCAUUUCGAAAGCGACGGCUAGCUUCAAUUUCCCAACAAAAUUGAACCCUUGUUUCUGGUUUCCCAGUUGCUUUGAGAAAAUGGCAGCCCACGGCAAAAUCAACAUCAGCCCGGGGUGGCUCACUCAUGUUCAUACAGAGGCCAAUGCCUCUGCUCCCCCACCACCAGGCUCACUCAUGUUCAUACAAAGGCCAAUUCUGGCUUGUUUUUGUUUCUGUUUGAAGCUGUUGGGCGUCAUAUUAUGCGGUGGGUUUUGAUGGCACUGUAGGAUUUGAAACUUUGCGUAUACGCUGUGUUGUGAGGUGUAAAAUAUUGACAGGCUGAACCUACCUACUACCCUUAACAGAGGCCUAUUUGCAGAGCUUCAUACAAAUGUCUUCCCUGUUUUAAUUCUCUCAAUCAAAAAAUGACUUCCAGCUCUAGGGACGAUUCUGUCUCUCUCCUCCCCCAAAAUGCCGGACACGGACACCAAAACCUCGUCCUAUUGUCCCUUUACCGGCCCCCUCCAUACCCACAUCGACGCCUUCUCCGCCUCUGUGCCCAAUACUCCGCCGCCUUCCUCCUCCUCGCCGCUCUAUCUUUUCUACUCUUCCCCUCCGACCCCUCGCUCCAACUCGUCCGAUUGAAACUCAACCACGCCAAAGUCCGUUUGUUGCCGGUUCUCGUCCUUGACCUUUCUAUCUCUGCUUCUGUUAGGGUUCGCAAUAAGAAUUUCUUCUCUCUCGAUUACAAUUACCUUGGCGUUUCCGUUGGCUACAGAGGAAAACGACUUGGAUUUGUCAGCUCCGACGGCGGUCGAGUUUCCGCUCGAGGGUCUUCUUAUGUGAAUGCCACUGUGGAUUUGAAUGGAGUUGAGGUCAUUCACGAUGCCUUUUACUUGCUUCAGGAUUUGGGGAAAGGUAUCAUUCCAUUCGAUUCAAAGACGGAAGUCGAAGGAUUCAUGGGGUUUUUCUUUAUCAAAUUCCCCAUUAAGGCAAGGGUAUCAUGUGAUGUAUUUGUGAAUACAAAAAGACAAACGAUUGAACAUCAAGAUUGCUACCCUGAGGUAUAAAAACUCAUCAUUUUGCUUACUUUUCUGUUCAUAUUUCUGCAAAAUCACAACCCCUUGGAUUUUUUGUUUCUUAUAUUUGCAGUGAAGGGAAGGAUAGAACUCCCCAAAUCCUCUGCUGAAUUUGUCUGUAAUUAUCACUCCAGAAAAUAAAAUGUUUAAUUCUUUGUGGAUUAGUGCUGUUUAGUUUAAGCUUUCAUGUGUGACCAUCAUGAUUUUAUGAAAAUAAAUUUUAUUUGUAUGUA
Molecule: messenger RNA, 1553 nt
Organism: Cucurbita pepo subsp. pepo (vegetable marrow)
Lineage: Eukaryota; Viridiplantae; Streptophyta; Magnoliopsida; Cucurbitales; Cucurbitaceae
Biological process (GO): defense response to other organism
Source: RefSeq, a predicted model, not a curated record